Molecule: messenger RNA, 1445 nt
Organism: Urocitellus parryii (Arctic ground squirrel)
Lineage: Eukaryota; Metazoa; Chordata; Mammalia; Rodentia; Sciuridae
Source: RefSeq, a predicted model, not a curated record
AUGGGGGAUUCAGGUACCUGUGAGUUGGUUGGUAAGCAGCUAGCAUUGGAGAACUCAGCCUGUAACCCCCGGUGCCCUCCUAACUCGGAAUGUGUCAACGCCACCGCCUGUCGCUGCAAGCCGGGGUUUGCCUCUUCAUCUACAGAGAUCUUCACUGACCCCCUGGAGAUCUGUGACGACAUCAAUGAAUGUGUGCCACCCAUGAAAGUGUCCUGUGGAAAACUUACUGACUGCCAGAAUGUGGAGGUCUACUACUGCACGUGCAGCCCGGGCUAUGAGCUCCGUUCUGGGGGAACAAACUUCACUAAUGAGAGUGAGAACACAUGUCAAGAUGUGAAUGAAUGCGCCUCUGGACAAAACCCGUGCCACAAAUCCACUCACUGCCUCAACCAAGUGGGCRGCUACCAGUGCCGCUGCCGACCCGGCUGGAAGCCGGUCCCUGGAUCCCCCAACGGCCCCAACAGCACUGUGUGCGAAGAUGUGGACGAGUGCAGCUCUGGGCAGCAUCAGUGCCACCAGUCCRCCAUCUGCACCAACACCCUGGGGUCGUACCAGUGCCACUGCCACCCAGGCUGGGAGCUGAUUCCUGGGAGCAUCAAUGGCCGGAACAGCACCAUCUGCAAAGUCAAGCCCUUCUUCACCUGGAUUCUGCCCCCUGGAGUCCACAGCCAGAGUCUCUCCCAUUUCAUUGAAAAAGUCAACAAUCUGCACAGGGAUUUCAAGCCAGUUGUGGCCAAGGACACCAUCCAGGGGGUCAUGCAGGAGGUGGAUGUGCUGCUGGAGACCCCUGGGGACCUGCAGACCCUGCCCCCCACACAGAAGCACUGCGUGGCCACUCACCUGCUGACAGAACUGGAGAGGGCCCUGAGAAACCUGAGCAGUGAUCUGCCUGAUGGGACAGCGACCUUCAAUUAUUCUGCAGGCACCCAACUGUCCCUACAGGUUCAGGAACGAGGAGAUGGCAAUGUCACCUUGAGUCUGAAUCAGGCAAAGAUGCAGCUGAACUGGAAUCUGGCACAGGAAUCUUGUUACACAGGUUUAGACUCUCAGGUGCUGUGCGUGGUCACUGCAGGCGCCCUGCACUACCUCUACCUGGCCUCCUUCACCUGGAUGCUGCUGGAGGGGCUGUUCCUCUUCCUCACGGCGCGGAACCUGACUGUGCUCAGUUCCUCCAGCAGAAACAGGCUCAUGAGGAGGCUCAUGUUCCCUGUGGGCUAUGGGGUCCCGGCCACCAUCGUGGCUGUGUCUGCAGCAGCCAGACCUCACCUGUAUGGCACCCCUGCUCGCUGCUGGCUCAAUCCAGAACAGGGGUUUGUGUGGGGCUUCCUUGGACCUGCAUGUGCCAUCUCUUGUGUCAAUUUGGUUUUCUUCCUGAUGACCCUCUGGAUUGUGAAGAGCAAGCUGUCCUCCAUCAAUAGAGAUGUGUCCACCCUCCAGAACACGAG